Molecule: messenger RNA, 592 nt
Organism: Closterium sp. NIES-67
Lineage: Eukaryota; Viridiplantae; Streptophyta; Zygnematophyceae; Desmidiales; Closteriaceae
Source: the annotation of a GenBank genome assembly
CUUCAUGGCGCCCAAGAAGCAGGUUUCCAAGCUCGGUGAUGGCGACACUCGUUCGAAGACCACGCGAAACAAUCGCAAGCAGAAGGGUGAGAGCUUCCUCGCCAAAGGCAAGCCCACUUAUGACAAAGACGUGACUGCACAGCGAAAAUCGGGUCGGAAGCGGCGAAGACGGGUCAGAUUGGGAGAGGAUGACACAUCCGACAAUGACUCCACCGCUGCUUCCGAUCAGGAGGAGGAGGAUGAGGAUGGGGCAGGCCGUGAUGUACGCAAGCGGAACGAGAGUUUGGGGCGUGAAUCCGGGGGAGGCGACGAAAGUGACGAGGACGAGGGAGCGGAGACAGGAGGUGAGGAAAGUGACGACGAAAAUGCCGACAACGACACGGAUGGGGAUGGUGAGGAAGAGCAUGUUGAUGAGAAUGUCGAGGAGGAUGAGGGUCGUGACGCUGGAAAGUCGGACGACGACGAACAUGACGAUGAGAAUGAGUUGGAUGAUGAGGAUGCUGACGAAGCUGUUGCUGAGGAUGCUGACGACGGUGCUGAUGAGGAUGCCGAUGAAGAUGCUGAUGAAGCUUGCGCUACGAGGAGGGGAAAG